ACUAUUGAUAAAAAAGAAAAUUUGAUCUUCUGAAUCACUAAUUCUGCCAUAAAUAUCUCCCACCAUUCGAUUCGUCASAGAGAAUGUCUUCCGCAAGGUUAACUUCAUUUUGUGGGGUCCUUUKUUUUCUGAUCACAUUUCGACGUCGCCUGUGUACCUGGAAUGAARUCUGUGCGUCAAAUGUAUUUUGAUCAGUGUUUUUGAAUCUUAGCUUUUAUCUAAGCUGUUGUUUAUUUAGCGAUCGAUUGAAAAUCACUUCAAGACCAGCAAACAAAAGAACGACUAUUUAAGAUUGUCAAAGUGYCUUGGAAUUUUAUUUUAUUCUAUCGAAAAUUUCUCUUUGAAUAGUUUCAAGAGUUUUUGUAACCAUUGAAGAAUAUUUGAUUUUCACUUUGUCGUCGUGCGGGAUAAUUAACAUGUUUCUUUAAGUCUUUUCAGUAGGCCAAAUUAUUUGUUAAUUUACAUUGUUCAGUAAUAACAAAGAUACAAGAAGCUGGAAAGAAAAUAUUUGUGAACCAUUCAAAUGUCAUUAAGGUUACCUGUAAUCUUUUAAAAAAAUAAAAAUAAUAGAUAAUAGUGAAACUUUUAUUCAGUAACUACAUAUUGAUCAAAACCAAACCAACGAUUCGAGUAUAUUUUUGAAGGAAUAUAUUGUUGAGAAUAGAAUAAAAAAUGAUAUCAGAAGAGAAAAAAUAAAGGAAGAAAAAAAAAAUACACGAGAAAAAAAACUGAAGAGCAAAUAAACCAAAAUGAAGUUWAAACUAAAAGAAAAGAARAUAUUUAAAAAGUUGCGAGUUUGAAAGACUGAAAAACUGGUGGUUUUUGUACUAUGGUGCCUAAAAUGAAAAUGAAGGCUASAAACAAAUAGAUUUACUUUAUCCAGGCGAUUCUAGCAAUGUCUUUAAAAUUCUUUGUUAAUAACUCCUUUACUAGAUUUUAGAUUGUUGUCGUUAAAAACAGCCAAAGCUCAAGUUAUAUAUUUUUUUGUGAUUCCAGGAAAGUAAACAACCAAAAGUGGAGUGAAAUAUCUUUGUGAGAAAUCUGGAAAUUAUUUCCUCUUGAUGAGAAUAGGAUUUUUUUCUUARUAUUGACUUCAUUUGAAGCAAAAAUUAUGUCUAGUUCAUCUCUUUGUUUCUAGUUGUUUCCGUUCGGCCAAUCAAAAGUGACYGAGCAAACACAGGUGCAAAAGUCAAAAACCAACUUCGUAAUUCUCACCGGUGAUCACACAUCACAAAACUGAGAUAUUUUUGAAUAUUGUUUAAGGAUUUUGGAUGAAAUAUGAAAGUUUUCUAGCCAARGGAACGACAAAUUUUGAAGCUAUUUCAAGGUGUGUUUGGGAAUGCGAGAGAAGCCCCACACGAUCUAGGUUUUGUGAUUGUCCACUAAUUGUCCGACAACCUAUAUUUUUUGGCUGUCGAUACAGUGCCAAGUCUUUGACAAAGAAGAGCUGACUUUUCGUUUCAGAAGAAUUGCACCACGAAAUGUGAUAAUGGCGCCGAUACAGUUUACUCGUGGAGGCUCCAUCUUGUUGCUUCUUUGUGUGGUUUUCAUUUUGAAAAACGAAAAAACGUCUGCAGAARAUGCAGCCUUUAACGUUUGUAAGAUGAUUAUAAAAGAUUCAACCUGUAACUUCACCAUCARYGCGCACAGYGURUCAGGAGUUACCGGUUAUAAAAUCGAAUUUGGUGAUGGAAMUUCCGUGUCAUUCACAGACAGAACAAAAGUUACAYCGAAKRCAUACRACAAAGUUGGUGUGUAUACCGCAACACUUACCUUUGAAGGGAGCACUGGCCCGGUCAAAGUCGCUAAAACAGUGACGGUUAGAGAGGCUUUAGUCAACGCAGUAAGUAUCUUGGAUCGGAACUAUUAAGCGACCACCUCUCGAGAAACACGAGGUGGUCGUACUACAGAGGUUGCCCGUGAAAUAGAGGUCGAGUUUACUAUAAAUGCUUAUGGGAUGUAAAUUUCGGGAAAUUGAUUAUUUACGGAAAACACUGGGUGGUCGUACUACAGAGGUUGCCCGUGAAAUAGAGGUCAAGUUUACUAUAAAUGCUUAUGAGAUGCAAAUAUCGGGAAAUUGAUUAUUUACGGAAAACACUGGGUGGUCGUACUACAGAGGUUGCCCGUG
Messenger RNA from Exaiptasia diaphana, 2128 nucleotides. RefSeq lists its product as uncharacterized. NCBI's taxonomy places the organism in Eukaryota, Metazoa, Cnidaria, Anthozoa, Actiniaria, Aiptasiidae. The coding region runs from base 1490 to 1870 and encodes 126 amino acids. The record is from RefSeq and is a predicted model, not a curated record. The transcript has 5 exons.